AAACGUCUUAAGGGCCUAACCAAUGAGAAUAGUCUUGUGGAAGGGUGAACACUACAAGAUGGUCCAUUCGUUUUAGCCACCGGACAUCAAUGAGACGGAGGAGCUAUGUUACCCCUACUGCAAUAUUCCAGCCAUUGACGUCAAUUUUGAUAGGCGAAGCGGCCGUGACGAAUAACAGCUCAAUUAGAUGCACACGAAUUUUACACAGACUCUUGAUCAUCGUCAAAAGAAUACAAAGGAAUACACGUCAAAAUGUCAAAAUGUCCAGUGGGAACGAUAGAUAAAUGCGGAGAACUCACUGAUUGUAUAGCAUACCGUCAGGACCGCACAAAACGGGAUAGCUAGACGCGAGGGACCACGACAUAGUCGGACCCCUUGUUGUGUGAUCAGCAUAGCAGCCUCCGUCACAGCGUAUAAUGAUCCAUAACCGAAUUGACUGCGACGAAUGGUACAGCGGAGCAAGAUAUGGCCGAGGAGACCAAGAAAGUUCCGUCACAGGUUCAUCGCAGCAAAAGUAAAUGCUAGAAAUGACAGCAGGAAAUACGAUGGUCCCUGGGGAACACUGGCAUGCAAUGCUUGCUGUAUCCUCGGAGAUAAUAUUUGCUGCCUUGGGAGGAAUACGGCGCGCGCGACAUUCUCCGUACAAUUAUAGUAGCCGUUGCACCAAACAAACCAGUCACGUAUGUUGUAAAAGGGAAAGUGGUGGUGCAACCGAACGUUUGGAGGGCGCGCGCGCGAACAGUAUAGGAACCGUGCUAUGCGCAAUCUUUGUUCAUGAAAAAUCCAAACGGAGGACGAGGAUAUGCAAAAUGGCGAGUUGCCAGGGAUUACCGGGUUGGUAUCAAUGUUCAGGCGCUUGUACUUUGGGUUUAGUGUCAGGACUCAGGACUGCAAUGUUGAACAGGACGAGCGCUUGAUACACCGUAUUGAUGGUUUUCGCUAAAGGGGAAAGCGCUCGUUGAUUCCCAUCUUUCAGCUAUCCAUGUCAAGGCUUGCUUCAGGUCGUUUUCCGCGAUGAGCGGCCCAGUCAAGAACUAGACUUGAAGAAACUCUUCCAAACUGUUAUUCGACGGCAAUCAGAACUUGCAAUUGGCCUUGAAGAGAUUCUGAAGGGCUCUUAGAAGGCGCCGUCGUCAUAUGGUAUAUACGUCG
Molecule: messenger RNA, 1152 nt
Organism: Serpula lacrymans var. lacrymans S7.9
Lineage: Eukaryota; Fungi; Basidiomycota; Agaricomycetes; Boletales; Serpulaceae
Exons: 1
Coding region: 519-917 (132 amino acids)
Source: RefSeq, a predicted model, not a curated record